AUGCACAGUGCAGCCGGCCCAGAGCUCAACGCGUACUUAACUGAAAGGAUGGAUGGAAUAAUUCAGGAUUCUUCCUAUUCACCAAAUGGAGAAAUAAUUGCAUGCGCACUGGACUCAGGGUAUCUUGUAUUUCAUGAUGCAGUUAAGAAUAAAAGGCACUCGCCCGUGCCCACAAUGAAUCAAGGGUCCUUCUUAGUUGACUUUAUAAGCUCAUCUCUAUUAGUACAUACUACAGAGAGUGACUUAAGUGUGCUGAAUUUAGAAAAACAGGAAUAUAUAUCUCUUUUUUCAGGGCACUCUUCAAGAAUAUAUAGCAUUUCAACAUCAUUCAUGUUCAAAAACACAAUAUCUGUAGCAGAGAAUGAGGCGUAUAUUUGGGAUAUUCGGGAGAAGAACCCGCACGCAAAAAUACCCGUGCAAGGUCGCCCACUGAUUAAAUAUUCACCAGAUGGAAGAAUAUUUAUGGCACUAUUUGAGGAGAUGAAAGAAAUGCGUCUAUUUGACGUGCGAUCGUAUAUGGCAGGACCGUACAAAACAAAGAAUAUAGAAAUAGAGGGCUGCACAGACGUCUGCUUUUCUCCUGAUGGGUUUGGGUUUGCUCUGAUUAGAGAGGAUGGCUUCAGCAUUGCAGAUGGACUGAGUGGAGAUAUAACUAUGCACCUUCCAAGUGAAAACAGCACUGCUGGGUGCUUCACCCAGGACAGUAGAUCUUUUAUAUACACAACAGGGUCAAAAGAAAUUUCAAUGGCCACAAUCCCAGAAACAAACAGUGCGCCGAUCUCGUUUGAUGGUGGGGAGUGCUCUAUCAGUGCUCUCCACUAUAAUCCGUGCUUUGAACAAGUGGCUGUUAUACACGGCCAACUGUCCUUCCUACAGAACUCAACUUAGCCCAAAUUGUAUACGAUAAAUUAAAACACCAGCACUUAAAAUAAAAUGCAUGUGCCCACUGUUGAUACACCAGUAUGUGAUUAAGAAAAAUAAAGAUAUAAG
This is a messenger RNA of Nematocida parisii ERTm1, 990 nucleotides long. RefSeq lists its product as uncharacterized. Gene Ontology annotation, cellular component: Set1C/COMPASS complex. The transcript has a single exon. NCBI's taxonomy places the organism in Eukaryota, Fungi, Microsporidia. Gene Ontology annotation, molecular function: protein binding; chromatin binding. The record is from RefSeq and is a predicted model, not a curated record. Bases 1 to 888 code for a protein of 295 amino acids.